AUGUCUGGACGUGGUAAAGGUAAAGCCAAGGGAACCAAAUCGAAGACACGUUCAUCAAGAGCUGGACUUCAAUUCCCAGUCGGUCGUAUUCAUCGUCUGUUGAGGAAAGGCAACUACGCCGAGCGAGUUGGUGCUGGUGCCCCAGUUUACUUGGCAGCCGUGCUCGAGUAUCUGUCCGCUGAAAUCCUUGAGUUGGCUGGUAACGCUGCCCGGGACAACAAGAAAAGCAGGAUCAUCCCAAGACAUUUGCAAUUGGCCGUACGAAAUGACGAGGAAUUGAACAAACUGCUGUCUGGUGUCACGAUCGCACAAGGUGGUGUUUUGCCCAACAUCCAAGCCGUCCUCUUGCCCAAGAAGACCGAGAAGAAAGCGUAA
This is a messenger RNA of Paramuricea clavata, 375 nucleotides long. The record is from the annotation of a GenBank genome assembly. NCBI's taxonomy places the organism in Eukaryota, Metazoa, Cnidaria, Anthozoa, Malacalcyonacea, Plexauridae.